This is a messenger RNA of Vespula vulgaris, 3152 nucleotides long. RefSeq lists its product as uncharacterized. Gene Ontology annotation, molecular function: growth factor activity; Toll binding. The transcript has 9 exons. Bases 1220 to 1945 code for a protein of 241 amino acids. NCBI's taxonomy places the organism in Eukaryota, Metazoa, Arthropoda, Insecta, Hymenoptera, Vespidae. Gene Ontology annotation, biological process: central nervous system formation; regulation of Toll signaling pathway; innate immune response. Gene Ontology annotation, cellular component: extracellular region. The record is from RefSeq and is a predicted model, not a curated record.
UUCGUCCAACAGUCUCUAACAGACAAGAGUGAGAACGGUUCAUGUGAGAGUUUCAUCAUCCUUUACUUUACAUAAACCCAUCUUUCUCGUAUCAGUAAAACCAGUUCGUUCUAAUUAAUCGGUCCAUCUUAACUACAAAAUACAAAUAUAAACAUGCAUACGUAGAUAAUCAUUAAACAGUCUUCCAACACAUAAUACGUUUUGAUAGAAACUCGUUUACUUAUAUACUAUAUAUGUGUGAUCAUAGAAGAGAAUUAGUGUAGGAUACAUCGGAAUAUAUAUAUAUAUAUAUAUAUAUAUAUAUAUAUAUAUAUAUAUAUGCUAUCGGUAAAUCAGUAAAACCGUAAAACUACGAAAAGGGAAGAGAAGACUUAUAAAUUUUGAAAGUUGAUCGAGAACAUCGUAACUGUAUAGAGAACAUCAACAACGAAUUUGGAGAAUGAUCGAUCGAUUUGUAAAACUCGUCGUUAGUAGGGAAGUUUGGAGGUUCAGGAAGGAAAGGAACAAGAAGACGAGAGUUUAGACGAAAUUGAAAAUUGAAGAAAAAAGAGAACGAAAUAUAUAAAUAUAAUAUAUAUAUUUCUUUUAUAUGCAAUUUUCAAGAAUUUGCAUGAAUACGAUAAAAGCGAUUGAAGUUACUCAUCGAGUUUUUGAGCAAUCGUAAUCGUAUCUUAAUCUUUGCGGUUUAACAUAUAAACCGAGGUCGGGGGCUGUUAAUUUCGUCUAUCGUUGCUUGAAAAGCUAACGAAGAAAGCUGAGUCUAUCAGUAACGGCGCUGACAGCAGGUAGAACGAAAGAACGGUCAGAAGGACAAGCAGAGACAACGUUUAUACCUCUACGAAGAUAGUGAGUAGAAAAAAGAGAAAAAAAAGAGAAAAAAAGAAAACGAAGGAAGAAACAGAAGAAGCAAAAGAAAAAGGCGUACCUUGGCAAAUUUUUUUUUCUCUUUACGUCUUUUUAAAACGGACAGGAAAAAGGAAAAAUAAUAUAUUUUAUUACGUGAUUUCGACUUUCCCUAACUAUUUGAACACUCUCUCUUAUAUGUCUCUAUCUUUUUUUGAGGAUCUUUUGAAAGAAGUUCAGAGAUAAAUAGGAAGAGAGAGAAAGAGAGAGAGAGAGAGAGAAAGAGAGAAAAAGAGGGAUAGAUAGAUAGAUAGAUAGAUAGAUAGAUAAAAAAAGAAAAAGGAAGUGCGAAGUAAGAAAUAAAUCGAGUAUCAAAAUGGCGAAGAUUCGUCUUGAUGUUGACUAUCACCCUUUCAAGAUCGUGAUCAAGGCUGUUCUCCUACUCUGGAUUGCUGGUAAAACAAAUAGCGAUUCACAACCAAACUUCUAUGAAAAAUAUGGCCUUGAUCGACCUUCAUAUCCUUCCUGGUACAAGGAAUCACCAUUUAUGUAUAACAUUGAACCAAAGGGUAAUACAGAGGACCAAAUAUUUUUCCCUUAUGAUAACGUGAAAUCUCAGAUACGAAAUCUCGGAGAUCCACACAUAUGCAAGAAUAAAACCUAUUGUGAGGAUACACCUUACUAUCCUAGCGAAUUGGUCAAAAAUAGAUUAGAAAAUAAUAAGAAUUUAAUGGAAUUCGCUGUUAAUGAUUUCAUACCGAAAGAGUUAGACUUAUCAGACAGAAUAGACGCGAGGGACGAAAUACCAAUGUGUGUAUCUAUUGAAAAAGUGAUUUAUCCUAAAACGGCGCAAACGGUGAACGGUGAGUGGCUAUUCAUAGCACAAAUGGGACAAAAUUUUGCACAGGGCGUACGCAUCGAAACUUGUCUAACAAACUCAGCACCGUGUCAAUUUGUUCAACAUAUAACGGGUUAUGUGUCAAGUUGUGAACAAAAAUAUAUUUAUCGUCAACUCCUCGCAGUCGAUAAACAAAAUUUAACAACGGAAUUAUUUCGUUUUCCUUCGAGCUGCUGUUGCACCGUCAAAUUCGUCUCAUCUUGAUCAUAUCUUUGAAGAAAUAUCUUCGCUUCUCUCCCUCUCUCUCUCUCUCUUUCUUUUUCUCUGUAUUUCUCUCUUUCAUUUAUUUUCUCUUCAAAAUCGCCAAAAAAUCGAUAGACAAGUAUAAAAAACACGAAAAGAGUAUUCAUUUUACUCCUUAUUUCUUGACAAAUAUUAAAUAUUGAUCCGAAUACUUUUCUUAGUUUUAAACAAUAUAUUAUAAAAUACUAUUAUAUAUAUAUAUAUAUAUAUAAAAUAUAUUUAUAUAAAAAUUAUAUACAUAUAUAUUUAUUAUUUAUUAUAAUAUAUAAUAUUUAUAAUAAAUAUAUAUAUAUAUUAUAUAUAUUUUAUACAUAUAUAUAUAUACAUAUUUAAUUACAGUACAUUUAAAUAAAUGCUGCUUAUGAAAAAAAUGAAAGAUGAAAAAUAUGCUUAAAGACAUUGUUAUGUGAUGAUUUCGUUUCAAGGACUAUACUUGUACAUUCGACAUAAAAGAAAAUAAAGCACAGAUUGUUUACGAAGAAGAACAAAUUAUGAAUCACCUGCAUAUCAUGCCAUGUGACUUCGUAUAAAGGAAGAAUUUUAAUCUAAAAUAAACAAAUACACACAAUAAUACACAUUCAUAAUAGUCUUUAAAUAUUUUUUUCUAUAAUGAACUUCUAUUUUUGUUAUGAACUAUUAUCUUUUUCUCUCUCUUUCUAUCUCUCUCUCUCUCUCUCUGUCUGUCUCUCUUUCUUUCAGUUAUAUAUACAUACAUAUAUACAUUUUGUAUAUCGAAAAAUUUUAUAAAACUGCUGAUGACUUUAUCCUACUCGAAAAUCGCUUGAACUCUUUCUCUCAUUUUUAUUUCGUUUAUUUCCAUCACUCAUUUCUUCUCCAUUUUUCCCCCUACUUUGUCUCCAUCGACGCGAAUAAAGCUGCACUUUCGUCGAAAUAUCCUUUUCAUUUUUCACCGUUCAAAUACUCUUUGAAAUACUCGUCGGUCCUGUCUUGUUUCUCUUUUUUUCCUCUCACUGAAAGUUUCUCUCCUCUAUGGGUAAGAAAAGAAAAAAGAAAAAUAAGAAGAAAAGGAAGAAAAAGAAAAAAAUGAAGAUUAAAAUGAGUUGAGCGACGUGCUUUUUACGAAAAAGUGAGAAUGAGAAAUAUACAGUAUGUAAAAGUAGUAUUCAAAUAGUACGAAAAAGAAAAUAAAUGCAAGAGUUUCUUCUAA